AUGUCCACCACAACAACCACAAAAGUAGCAGCCCUCCUCACGAUCCUCACCUCCAUCGGAGGCAUAACCGGCUACCUGCGCGCGCGCUCCCUCCCCUCCCUAAUCGCCGGACUAUCCGUCUCCUUCCUGUACCUGCUCUCGUACCUCCGACUACGCGCGAACCAGCCUUACGGGGCAGAGAUCGGUCUUCUGGCCUCGAUUAUCCUCGGCGGUGCGUCGAUCCCUCGCGCGAUUAAGACGGGGAAGGGGGUCCCUACGGGGUUGGGCGUGGUGGCGGUCCUUGGGGGUGUGGUUUUUGGGAAUGCACUUCUUAGUGCUAAUUAG
This is a messenger RNA of Aspergillus luchuensis, 324 nucleotides long. Its product is annotated as TMEM14 family protein. Lineage: Eukaryota; Fungi; Ascomycota; Eurotiomycetes; Eurotiales; Aspergillaceae. The record is from RefSeq and is a predicted model, not a curated record. Bases 1 to 324 code for a protein of 107 amino acids. The transcript has 2 exons. Gene Ontology annotation, cellular component: membrane.